GGAAGGUCUAUAAUUUUCGCAAAAAUAAGCUCGACAGGAAAAAGAAAAGAAAGGCGACGUUCCUCUUUCCUCGUUCUCGCGUCCGACAGUGAGAGUGAGCAGCUGAAUUCGAGCGCCGCUCGCCGCGCGCACCACGGCCCCGAUCCGACAAGCUAGUUGCCUGACUCUUACAAUAAUCUAUUGUUACUUACUUUCUUUGAAGACUAUCGUUGGUCUGAGAUCUUGUCAAUGUUCAUUUGGAGAUAGCAUGUCCGGACAACAGGAUCAUGUUAGUAAAAGCUCUAGCUCUAGCAUCAGCAGCAGUACUCAGGAGAGCGAGGAGGAAGUAAGUAUAACUAUUGGUAGCCUCUUAGCCCAAGCAAAGAGCAACAGUGGACACAAACUUGGGAAUCGCCUGUCCCAUUUGGAUUCCAUCCCGCACAUUCCCCGAGUUAAUGGGAAAAUCCCUAAUGUUGAUAAUGCAACCUUGGAUCAUGAAAGAUUGCUGGAAAGGCUGGGCAAUUACGGUUUGGCUGAGUUUCAAAUAGAGGGAGAUGGCAAUUGUCAGUUCCGAGCUUUGGCGGACCAGAUAUUUCACAACCCUGACUAUCACAAACAUGUCCGAAAGGCAGUCAUGAAACAGCUGAAGGAAUUCAGAAAACAGUAUGAAGGCCAUGUACCAAUGGAAUAUAAGGUGUACUUGAAGAAAAUGAAAAGAUCUGGGGAAUGGGGUGAUCAUCUGACCUUACAAGCGGCUGCAGACCGGUUUGGUGCCAAAAUUUGUCUGCUGACAUCAUUUAGAGACACUUGCUUAAUUGAAAUAGUCCCCAGGGAUCUGACUCCCACGAGAGAGAUUUGGCUAAGCUUCUGGUGUGAAGUGCACUAUAAUUCCUUAUAUGCAAUUGACGAUCUCCUGACUCGCAAAACCAAGAAGAAGCACUGGCUGUUCUAGGGUGGUUCUGACGCAUCUCCGAGUAGCCGCUGUCCGUUUCGUUCCCAGUCGGUGCAGUGCAGCCCCGUAGUAGUACUUACCGUCAUGAUCAAACGUUGUACUAGCAUCCUAAGCUGAGUACAUGUAGGCUUACUCUCUUAUGUACAGUCAGCGUAAAUCUUGUAAAACUUCUCGAGAAACAGAACAUGGAGCUGCACGACUUUCAGAUCCAUGAGCCUUAUGUUCCUUCUACACGGCGACGCAGUUUUGCCUUUGCAGUGUACAUUAUGUUGUUAUGAUCUCUUCAGGUGAUUGCUUAGUAAGCACCCUGACAGUGCUUGGCUAGGUUAUUCUGUAUAAGAGUCACAUUGUAAGACGUACUGAUGCUACUAAGGUGCCAUUUGGCCCUCUUUUGAAGCGGCGCUCCUUUUGCCGGAGUGGAAUAAAACUGCCGAGCAUCUUGGGUUC
Molecule: messenger RNA, 1378 nt
Organism: Phragmites australis (common reed)
Lineage: Eukaryota; Viridiplantae; Streptophyta; Magnoliopsida; Poales; Poaceae
Product: OVARIAN TUMOR DOMAIN-containing deubiquitinating enzyme 11-like
Exons: 10
Coding region: 248-931 (227 amino acids)
Biological process (GO): protein deubiquitination
Molecular function (GO): cysteine-type deubiquitinase activity
Source: RefSeq, a predicted model, not a curated record